Serpula lacrymans var. lacrymans S7.9 is the source of this 1198-nucleotide messenger RNA. RefSeq names its product autophagy protein (gene ATG6). Gene Ontology annotation, biological process: autophagy; cellular response to nitrogen starvation; late endosome to vacuole transport. The transcript has 6 exons. Gene Ontology annotation, cellular component: phosphatidylinositol 3-kinase complex, class III, type II; phagophore assembly site; phosphatidylinositol 3-kinase complex, class III, type I. NCBI's taxonomy places the organism in Eukaryota, Fungi, Basidiomycota, Agaricomycetes, Boletales, Serpulaceae. The record is from RefSeq and is a predicted model, not a curated record. The coding region runs from base 110 to 808 and encodes 232 amino acids.
UACUAACGAAGACACAGACAAGAAAAUUGAUCAGCUAAAAAAUGAAGAGCGGACCGCAAUUGAGCAGCUGAAACAAGCUGAGUGGGAGCGGGAUCAAUUAGAGGAGGAAAUGCGACUAUUAGAACUGGAGGAAAAAACUCUUGAAGAGGAGGAGAACGAGUUUUGGCGAGCUCACAACGAUCUUCUUCUGUCUUCAGCUCAACAGUCUGCUCAGCUAGCUUCACUCCGUGCUGCUUAUGCAGCCGACUAUGCUACUCUUGAAAAGCUUGAGCGUACCAAUGUUUAUAAUGACGGUUUUUGUAUUGGCCAUGACGGUGUAUUUGGGACUAUUAAUGGACUCCGGCUGGGUAGAGUACCAGGGGUUCCGGUGGAAUGGCCAGAGAUCAACGCUGCUUGGGGUCAAACUCUUCUGUUGCUUUAUACCAUUGCUCGGAAACUCGACUACACAUUUGAAAACUAUCGCUUAAUCCCCAUGGGGUCUUUCUCAAAAAUAGAGAGAACUGUGGGUGACAAAGCGACAUAUGAGCUUUAUGGCUCAGGUGAUCUCCACUUUGGUCGCCUUCUGCACAAUCGACGGUUUGAUUUCGCAAUGGUCGCUUUUUUGGAUUGUUUGAGGCAGCUAAUAGAUCACGUCAAGUCUCAAGAUUCACAAGUGGAGUUUCCUCAUCAAAUUAUCAAGGAUAAAAUAGGUGAAGCUUCGGUGAAGCUUCAGUUCAGCCAGGAAGAGGCAUGGACUCGUGCGUUGAGACACGUUCUCCUGGCCCUCAAGAUUAUAUUGAAAUGGACAACCAAUGGCAGCAAUGCUUGACGUUGACGGCCUUCCGGAUUGCGCAGAACACAUGACAGUUGUCGGACCUCAUCAGUACGUACGUACACUACUUAUCUCAUACUUCGAUUCUCCCGAUACAAUUGCAAGCUGUACGACUACUGUGCAAUCGGCCCCUGUUUGCUAUCACAUGUCCAUCGCCCAGCUAGGCUGUGGCUUUCGAGGACUCGAGAGAUUCCGCGAAGAUGAGCUGUUCAUUAACGUUCAUUUCUCGAAGCGUAUGAUCGAACCCAACCGUCUGGACAUGAACGUGUGGGUGCUGACAUGCGCCUCAUGGUAUAGCUACCAGCAACGUCGUCGCAUAUUAAGGACGCUGCCUUAGUCAGAUAUGGGUAGCUUACUGUGCAGUUUGGAUCGCUUGAGAACAGGGAU